Molecule: messenger RNA, 1974 nt
Organism: Pieris macdunnoughi
Lineage: Eukaryota; Metazoa; Arthropoda; Insecta; Lepidoptera; Pieridae
Source: the annotation of a GenBank genome assembly
AUGAAAAUAUAUAUUUUAGCGCUUUUGGCUAUUUUGGAUACUUCAUCGAGUUACGACGACUACGUGACAAUAACCGACGAGUAUGCCGUUCCAGAGACGCGUGAUAAUUAUGGAGAUAUGUUUUUUAAGGCACAAAAUACUGAUAAUAUCAAAAGUAAAGUCAUAGAAGCAAUGCUUAAUACACCCAUGUAUCAUCUGAACCGGUCACAGCCAAACAUUUUUGCUGCUUUUGCAGACCAAUAUGAACUUCCAAAAGGAUUUAAAGGACCGUUAAAAGUGUACGACUUCAUCGUAGUUGGCGCUGGUGCAGCUGGAAGUGUUUUAGCUGCGAGACUUAGUGAAGAGAAAAAAGCAUCUGUGUUACUUUUAGAGGCUGGUGAGGGAGAGCCAAUAAUAGCGGGCGUUCCAAUACUGGCUCCUGUGCUACAACAGACAGAUUAUAUAUGGCAUUACCUUAUGGAGCCUCAACCUGGAGUAUGUAUGGGUAUGACAAAUGGAAGAUGUUUUUGGCCGAGGGGGAAGGCUGUUGGUGGAAGUAGUGUUGUUAACUACAUGAUUUAUACCCGAGGAAUGCCAGUUGACUGGGACAGAAUAGCGGCAAAAGGAAACUAUGGAUGGUCAUAUAAGGAGGUUUUACCUUACUAUAUGAAAUCAGAACGUGCAAAUUUGCGAAGUUUAAAAGACUCUCCUUGGCACGGAAAAGAUGGUGAACUAAAUGUGGAGGAUAUACCUUUUAGAUCGAAACUAUCUAAAGCCUUUUUGGACGCAGCACAGCUUUUUGGUCACCGUAGGGUAGAUUAUAACAGUCCUGAUGGAUUCGGAUUUAGCUAUAUUCAAGCUACUAUGAAUAGAGGCAUACGAAUGAGUAGCGCUAAAGCUUUCCUUCAUAAUAAAAAGAAAAGAAAAAAUCUUCACGUAUUAACAAAAAGCAGAGUAACAAAAAUUUUAAUAAAUCCACAGACGAAGACAGCUUACGGCGUAGAAUUUCAGACGCAGGGCCGUAAAUUCACUAUCUACGCUGCCAAAGAAGUUGUACUAUCGGCUGGGCCAAUAGAAUCACCACAUCUGCUUAUGCUCUCUGGUAUUGGACCGGCAGACCAUCUUACCACGUUUGGUAUUAACGUCAUUCAAAAUUUAAAAGUAGGAGAAACAUUGUACGACCAUAUUUCUUUUCCCGGUUUGACAUUUCUACUUAAUGGUACUCAACUAACAUUAGUUGAAAAAAAAAUUGCUACCAUUCAGAACAUUGUACAAUAUACACAGUUUGGCGACGGACCGUUGUCUUCUUUGGCUGGCGUUGAGACUUUGGGAUAUAUUAAGACUAACAUAUCGGAAGAGAUAGGCGAUGUACCUGAUAUAGAGCUUAUAGGAUCCUGUGCAUCACUUGCUUCAGAUCAGGGUAAUAUUGUAGCAAAAGGGAUACAUCUAGCCGACUGGCUCUAUAAUGAUAUUUACAAACCUAUUGAGCAAUUUGAAAGCUUCACUGUAUUUUUUAUGUUACUGCAUCCUAAGUCGAAAGGUUCCCUACGACUAGCAUCGAAAAAUCCAUUUCAACAACCAAAACUAUAUGGGAACUACUUAACUGACAGGAAAGAUGUUGCAACUUCGGUAGCUGCUAUUAGAUAUAUCAUAAAGCUUAUUGACACACCACCUUUCAAGAAAUAUGGAGCAAAGUUGUAUCAAAAAAAAUAUCCAAAUUGUAUCCAAUAUGACUUUGAUUCUGAUAAGUACUGGGAGUGUGCAGUUCGAACUGUUACAUCAACACUUCAUCAUCAGAUUGCAACUUGUAAAAUGGGGCCAAAUACUGAUCCAACUGCAGUUGUCGACCCGGAGCUAAGAGUCCAUGGUAUAAGAAACUUGCGAGUAGUAGACAGCAGUAUCAUACCAUUAACUAUAGCAGCACACACAAAUGCACCAGCUAUUAUGAUUGGUGAAAAGGCAGCGGAUUUAAUUAAAUCAACUUGGGGGCUAUAA